CAACAACGCAAACCAAAACCCGAAUCCAGAUUCGUUCUCUCUCUCUCUCUCUCUCUCUCUCUCUCUCUCUCCCUCCCUUUUCCGCUUCUCUUUCUCUGCUCAGUGCAAAAAAGAGAAAAAAACUGAUCUUUCUUGGCAGAGAAAGACGAGAUUUGUGAUUUCAUUUAGAUACAGAUACAUAUAGAUAUAGCGGGUAAAGGGGAAUGGCAAAGAAGAAAGCAACCAUGACUCUCAAAGACUUUCAUGGUGGUUCUAUUCCUUCAGAUCUUCCCUUACCUUCUGCUCCUGGCGUAAUGGUUAGGCCAUCAGAUCGUGGUGGUUUUGAUCGCCAGACAUCAUGGGGAAACCCCAUGGGAAGGCCAGAGCACCGUUUACGUCCGGGAUCAGCUGGUGCAACCAGAAACUUUGAUGAGAAGACUCCUUUCUUGAGCCAUAAUGCACCAAUAGGCCGUAAUUUUGAUGAGGAUGAAAGAAAGCCAUUGGAUGGAGCAUCUGGACCUCGUCGAACAGUUAGUGAUGAGAGUAUCCGUGCGUUGCCAAGUCGUGUGGAACCUAAGGCAGAAUACUCUAUCACUGGGAUGGUAGGUAGCGGGCAAGUAUCAGCUCCUCCAUCUCAAAGUUUUAGAGGUGCAGCAAGUGGUACAAAUGUGGCUAGGUUUAAUGAAGCGACUAGUAUGGGAGUGAGUACUAAAAGUUCUGGUAGUGGCAUUGGCAGUGGCAGGAGGGCGAGUUCUCCGAAUGUGUCUGCAAAUAGUGGUCAAGUGGUUACUGGGUCAUAUCCAAAUGCGUGGGGCCUAAGAAAGGAGGUGCCAAGUGCAAAAGAAUCAGUUUCUGCUCCAUGGUCUGCUCCGGAUGCUGAGUCAAAGUUGGCCCAUGCCAGUGCCCUCGAGAAAGUCUCAUCUGGCAGGUGGCAUUCAAAGCAGCAGAUUCAUUCUCAGGUUGAUGUUGAGGUCAUUAAACAUCCAGACACAGAGAAAGAAUUCUAUCAUCACGGAAGUACUAUGGUCUACAAUAAUGUCUCCAACAUGCCAGAUGUCGUGGGAGGACCCGAAUAUAGUGAUCAGGUGCUAGCGGUGCAUGCCGAAAGAAGUCUUGCUCUUGCAGAUGGGGUUCAUGGGUUUAGCAAGGAGUUACCAGCACGGGAGAGGGCCAGGUCCCCUUUAUUUAUGGAGGCAAAUGAGAGAAGAGCUUCUCCUAAUGUUACUGGAUUUCAACGGCCCCAUAAUGUUAUUAGCUCUGGUGGAUAUGAGUUGCAGGCGCCAGCAUCUUCUGAACCAUCCGAGCGGCCCAAAUUGAAGUUGCUACCAAGGUCCAAACCAUUGGAGAGUCUGGAGCAGUCCAUAGAUUAUAAGCAGGUCAACCAGCAGCCUAGUAAUCCUGUUCGUAUUGAAAAAUCGGGCGAUGCAAAUCCCAUCAAAACUGGGUUUGUUGAACCUGAGAGUGGUAAUCUUGCAAUUGAACGCCCAAAGUUGAAUCCGAAGCCUCGGUCGCAGCUUCUUGAACAAUCAGAGGGAAGCACUGAAAAUAAAAGGAAACCAUUAUUUGGUGCUGCUCGUCCACGUGAAAUGGUUCUGAAGGAUCGUGGGAUUGAUGAUGUUACGCCUAAUCAUGAUCUUCAUCAACCUCAUCCAAGGAACAAACUACAUGGUGGCAAAGCAGAGACAGUUAUGCAUGCAACCAGGCAUAGUGAGAAAGUAGCGAGUAUCCCCAUUGACCAUAGGAUGGCAAAGAAUGCAGAUAGGCGAGAUCACAGGACAGAUGUCGAAAAGGGAGAUGGACAGAUGAGGAAUUGGAGAAACGAGAACUGGAGGAACACCAAGGAGAUUGAAAGGCACCACCACCAUCAGCCGCAGCAACAUGCACAGGAGAGGCCGCCCUCACCAGAAACCUGGCGCAAGCCUGUUGAACCACCAAAACCUGCUUCUGUCGAUGCUGCUGGUGUACGAUAUGGAAAAGCAGCCUCUGCAGUCGAGCUUGCUACAGCCUUCUCAAGAUCGGUCUCUGAUCCAGCAACAACGGAUCGUUUUUCUAGCCAGAAAGGCCUUCCUAAUCGGGGUCAAAUCCCUUUUUCUCGGUUGACAGGCCCUCCUCAGAGGCCUCAGAUUAACGGGUACUAAGCAUUGGGAGAUUAUCUAUACAUUAGCAAAUGAAAUGUCAUAUUAUUGCAAUUGCUUAGUUGGAUGCAACAGAGAUUUGUUUGCAGCGGGAAUGCCAAGAUGGAGAUUAUAAUUGUUCUCCGUGCUACAGGCUAGUAACAAAAUAUAUGCUCUUGCUGCUGAAAAUCUAGAACCUGAUUCUUCUCCCUUUAAACCUAACACCUUCAACCUUGGGAAAUCCGUUCCUUUUUCUUUGUUUUUCUUUUCUAUCUUUUUAGUUUGAUAAUAAUCAUCGGGGAUGAUGUUUGUUCCCUUUAUAGAUGAUUUGUUGCUCAGAAUGAAUUUCUGAUUAAAGCCUUGAUGGCAUUAACUAAUGAUGUAUACUUUGGAGGUGUUUUACAUUUCAUGGCUAAUGCCAUCUUUCAUUUGAUUGA
This is a messenger RNA of Nicotiana tabacum (common tobacco), 2530 nucleotides long. RefSeq lists its product as uncharacterized. NCBI's taxonomy places the organism in Eukaryota, Viridiplantae, Streptophyta, Magnoliopsida, Solanales, Solanaceae. The record is from RefSeq and is a predicted model, not a curated record. Gene Ontology annotation, molecular function: translation initiation factor activity; mRNA binding.